Arctia plantaginis is the source of this 4722-nucleotide messenger RNA. The record is from the annotation of a GenBank genome assembly. NCBI's taxonomy places the organism in Eukaryota, Metazoa, Arthropoda, Insecta, Lepidoptera, Erebidae.
AUGGCGACGGACGCGGCUGCGGAGGACUUUGUCACCAUCGUUCCGGUUGGCGAAGGUCGACCGUCUCCUCGAGACUCGUCUUUUGUCACGGUUCUUACGGUGGGUGCAGUGGCCGGUGCGGCAGAAGUAACCGUUCGACGACCACGUGGAGAGCGGUUAGGACUAGGUCUCAAAUUUGAAGGUGGAUCAGUGGCUGCUGAGAAUGUACGUAGGCUUUUAGUUCAAUCAUGUGCGGAAAAUAGUCCUGCAGCAAACGCUUCUGCUCCAUGGGGAAAACUUAUACCAGGAGAUGAAAUAUUAGCAAUCGAUGGAGAAUCGGUAUCGAACUUAACAAGAAUAGAUUGUGUUCGACGACUUAAAGACUCUGAUGAGACUUUAACAUUACUUGUGAGACAUUUUGAACAAGAUAGUAAAGUGGAACAAAGCAAAAUGGUUGUACCUGAUUCUGUUUCAAAUACAAAACAAUCAACAGAAAUAGUGCGCCCAACUUCUUUGCCACCACCUGUACCUCCAAGGAAACUUGGAAAAAAAAACUCUUUCAAAGACAAACCCACUCCUUUAUCUAUAGCUGAUCAAAACCUUUCUAACAACAAUGAAUCUAUAAUUGAUGGUUUGUUAAACAGUAAACAUAACGGUAUUUCUAACAUGACUAAAUUGUCCAGAAAGUCUUCAUUCGAUAGUCAUAUUCAUCGCCAAACUAAAGAAGGUAUCGCUUAUCUUAAAAAAGGUUCUCCAGAAGAAGUACGACGAUUAGUACGACGUUUGUCUGAUGGCAAAGCUAUGCCUCCCGAUGCGGAAGUGUAUAUUGACUUAUUAUCAACAGAAUGGGAGCGAUGUUUGGUUUUAGCUGAUGCUGAAUCUGAUGACACAGGUAGCUCUAUAUCCACCGUUGUGGAUAGAUUAGGAUCUAUGGCUAGUUCUGUCGAGAAUAGCAUUCCUUCUACUCCAACCAUGCAACCUAAAACUAUAGAUAUACAAAAAGUUCUUAACUGCAUCGAAAAUAUUGACACAAAUAUUUUAAAAGACAUGACUAGUAAAAGGUUCUUAGAAAAGCAAAUUGAUAUAAACACAGAGUCCAAGCUAACCGAAAAUAAUGGUGCUUCCAAUGGCAUUCACAAUCAGGAAAAUACAAAAAUACACACGUUUGUUACAGAAGAGUCCACUAUUAUGAAAAAAAACUCACAAAAUGAUAAAAAUAAUAAUAGUUCAAUAAUAUCAAACACAAUGAUCAAUGGAGCAAUGGAUGUAACACAAUUAAAUCAAACAAAAAAAGUAGACAGUAAAGUAGAAACGUUUACAGUUUUACCUAAACCUAUGCCAAGAAACACCAAAGUUGAACGAUCUGCCAGCGAAAAGAAGUCAAGACCAAUACCUGUACCAGAAACACCGCCUCCGCCUCUUCCAGAGUCCUUAUUAACUCCGACAAAAAAGAACUGCAUUGAGUCUUGGCUACAGCAUUCAGAAGCUGAAAUGAAUAAUAAAACUGAUGAAAAACCCGAAGAGAGUUCUAUACCAGAAAUGUUGCCUCGUCUGAUUGAUUUUGUGCCAAAACAUCAGUUCAAAGAGAAUAGUAAUGAAACACCAUUAACACGACCGACAACCGCACCGCCCCCACCACCCACCGAAACCAGAGAAGAUGGUUCGGGGGCAUCACUAGACACUAUUGGAGAAUUGGAUGAAUCAGCUGACGUCACCGACAAUGUGAAAACUGUUGAACCUGUAAAGAAGAAUGAGCGAAAGUCGUCAUUUGAAAGAACAUUCUGGGAAGAUCGUGUCAACAAGAGCGAUGCUGAAGAUAAAAGUCUAUCUAAUGACGAAACACCCCUGCCGUCUUGUCCCCGACAGCCACCUGACGGAGUAGAGACUCCUUGUGACGCUGUAGAAAAAACACCUGAAUCAGUAUCCCGGAUGCCACCUCGUCUGCCUGCCGGUUGGCCAGGUUCGCGGCCACGAUUUUCCUAUGCCUCUAGAAAGCAAGAUGCUCGAAGCGAGGCAAGUGUUAAAGAUAAAAUUGCAAUGUUUUCAAAUGACUUAGCAACAUCUUCAGAUCGACUGGAUAAAUGUGGCACUUUACCAACGAGGAAUUCUUUGGCUGUGAGAAAGAGUUCCGCCUUAUAUACUAAUAACUAUAGUGACACGUCUUCUUUAGAUAGACGGUUGACAAAAUCUCAGGAUAACCUAGAUGAAUUACCUCGAUCAUACAAAAGACACACGGAAAGACCGGAAGUUUUAGGCAGCAUUGAGCGGACGUUACCUACGUCAAAAUAUAGUUUAACUAAAAGCAGCAAUACAUCUCUAUAUGCAGAUAGUAAACCUUUAUUUUAUGGAAGUACUACAACAUUACCCUCAACUCCAGAUCCGGUGUUUGCUAAAAAUGUAUAUCACGUUCGAAGUGUCAGUGAUGACAACGGAAAUAAAAACAUAUCGACACGUAUAUCAAACUUGGAGAAUAUAAUUGAACAAAGGAAAAAGUCAAUGUCCAAAUUAAGAGACUUGGUGAUACCUGAAGUGCAGACUAAAAUUGUGGAUCUACCAGCAAUCAAAGUUCAAGAUCCUCUUUCCAAAUCAUUCUUACUAAAGUCAAAUCAAAAUAGUACUAACACUAAAGUCAUUAAACCAAAUAAUUCACAAAAUUCUAAACCAUUAAAUAUAAAUGAUACUAAGUGGAAGACCGAUCUACUUCCCAAUAAUUUGCCUAAAUAUUCUCCAGCUUUCAAACGUAAAUCACUUCAAGUUUAUACGCCUCUAUCACUUUCAAAAGAAUCUACACCAGAACCUAAUUAUAAUGACAGAAUAGACCUUUUGAACAAAAUGACUUAUAAGUCAAAUAGUAUUAAACGCCACAAUUCUUCAUUAAGUAAUGGGUCAAUAAAUAGGUUUUCAACAACAAGCUCUACAGGUCCAUCUAAGCCUACGACAACGGAGACAAUAAAUGUAUCUAGAAAAGACCACAGUAUCUUAAAUUACAUCCGAGACUAUAAAAACGUUGACAUUAAAAUUUGCACAGCUACAGACGUAGUAGAUAGUGAUAAUGAUUCUGCAAUGAGUUCAACACAGUCUAGUUACCGAUCUUCAGCUUCUUCUCCAAUGCAUAAUACAGAAAAUGUCGAAUCUGACAGUUCACGCCUGUCACCACGAACGUCUCACUAUGCAGCAUAUUCUAUAUUUAAGUCUGAUAUUAUUAAUAAAACAAAUCCAACCGACAAAAACCCCGAGGAAUAUAUUAAACGUAAUAUUUGUCGCUCCGUAUCAUCCGAUACAAAUGUAUCUCUCAGUUCAUCGGCAGGUUCGGCUGCUACUUCUGGAUCGCAAGCGAGUUGUAGUUCUCUUGAAAGUUCUGUCGCUGACUCAGACAAGAGAAAAGUUUCGAAGUCGUAUAAUAUAGAUACGAUAAAUAGACGCAAUAUUUUGGCAUCUGCAAAGUGUAGGAGUGGUCGAGAUGCUAAACUCAAAUCGCCCGUUGUUGAAACUAAAUUCUCGCACGAGUCCUGCGACAGGUCUCCGAGUCCAGUACACAAAACGUCUGAACGCCUUUCUACACUCACGCCAUCGGUGAGUGUUGUGUCGAAUAAAGGUGAAAACAGACGGCGAAAUAAGAUUAUUGCCGAAUCUGAUUCAGACAGCGAUAGUGACGAUAAUGUUUGGCAAAGGAAAAAUGAUUUCAAGAAUACUCGGCUAAAACGAAAUUCCAGUUCAUUAAGUAAAACAAAGCAUUUUGAUAUUCCCGCAGAAACUCCUAAAAUUGAGGAUGGUCCUAAAAUUAUAUCAGACAAAAUCAUAAAAGAAAUUCAAAAAGCUGGUCUUGAUAACUAUAACAGUAAUAAGACGUUAAAUUUAACAGAGAAAAAUGAUUUUGUGAUCAAGAAAACAGACAGUGUGUUGAUUAAAAAUCAAGAAAGAAAUAGAAAAUUUGAUGUUAAUGAAUAUGAUAAAACAAAGGAUAUUGUGGAUGGUAGAGCUACUAUAAAACUAAAUAGAGAAAAAAUAUUAGAACCAAGUAACGAAACCGAGAAUGUAAUACUGACUGAUACACCGAGUAAAGGUCCCGUUAAGGAAGUAAAAACAGCGACUCAAACCAUCAGGCUCGUACGUGGUGCUGGUACAGGUGUAGGAGUCAUUUUGGCCGGUGGAAUUGAUUGUGAAGCGAAAGAUGUCACGGUUCAUAGAGUUUUAGCAGAUAGCGUAGCAGCUAAGGCGGGGCUGAAAAGAGGUGUGAAAGUCAGAAGUAUUAACGGGUCGACAACGGCAGGCUUAACUCAUGCACAAUCUGUUUCAAUUCUUAAGGAGCAACGCUCAGAAGUACUUAUUGAAAUCGAAAUUGAAAAUCAACAUAAUCUUAAUGGUGGAUGCGACUCUGACAAAGCGGAGUCGAAGGUCCGACACGAGGCUGGCGAAAAUGAAUUGCGAAACGAUAAUAGAGGUCUAGGCUCUGUAGUGACAGUAUUACUCGAGAAGGCAGGGGGUGGAGCAGGUCUCGGCUUUGGCUUAGACGGAGGUCGAGACUCACCCCGCGGUGAUCAACCCCUCACCAUUAAAAAACUUUUUGCAGGCGGUGCAGCAGCACAAAAUGGUCGUGUUCUAGUCGGUGCAGAACUUCUGUCUGCUGGAGGGCAAUCGAUGGAAGGUUUUACACGUACACAAGCCUGGGCGGCUCUAAAGGCUUUACCUGCUGGCCCUGUUACCCUUGUACUUAAAAAUCCUAAAGGCAAUUUGAAUAUGUGA